Molecule: messenger RNA, 2036 nt
Organism: Moneuplotes crassus
Lineage: Eukaryota; Ciliophora; Spirotrichea; Euplotida; Euplotidae
Source: the annotation of a GenBank genome assembly
AUUCAAACUAAAAAUGGAAGGAAACUCCGAAGAACGUAAAAGAAAACAAUCUUACCUUAAAAGAGAAAUCCUUGACGCGAACUACGAUAAAGGAGAGUUUGCAGAAUUUAUGAUGGGCCAGAAACCUGAUGGACUGAAUGUAGAUAAUUGGGAAGAGACAGAGCUGAUGAUGGUCGUAGAUGAGUUUGUCAGGACCCAUACACCGCUUCCUGUAGAGUAUGAUGAGGGAUAUGGUGAGGAGUCUCCACAUGAAAGCCAAGAUGUUUCUCCAGCUUAUGGGCAUGGAGAGUAUUUAGACACAGAAGAAAUUGAGGGAGAUAUGUAUCCAGAUGAUGGGUCACAAGAACCUCAGAGCCAAAUUGAUAGCUAUCAAGAACAUACAGAUCCAAAUUUUCAACAUCCUCAUGGUUACCAAGAACCAGCAUCUCAAGUAGCCCAGCCUUCAGAGUUUAAUAAUCCUGAUAAUAUUCCAAAUCCGGUUGGAGAAAUUCCAGCUUCGAACGCUCCUCCAAAAGCAGAAAUCGUUAAUCCAGAGCAAGAAGCUCAGAGGCAACAUGAAGAGGCUAAGAGACAAGAAGAAGCCAAGAUUCAAGAUGAGCAGGAAGCACACAUGAAAGCACUUCAGCUAGAACAGUAUCGGAAGGAUGAGAAGCACAUUCAGGAGAAACUCCAACUGGAGGGCCAGCUCCAAGAAGCAUUUCAUAAUGAGACGAUGUUUGCUCCUUCAAAGAACUUUGCAGAUAUGAAGCCUAAGUACACCAUGGACUAUGGAAUCAAGAUGGGUGACUUUGAAGGAGUCAAGCUGUUUAAGACCAGACUUAACCAUGAAAAAGACCUCAAAAUUGUAAUUAGUGAUCCAGAGGUGGUAGAUGAAGGGUUCUUUGUGGGGAAACAUCUCAGUUUUAAGGUUGAAGUCCAGCCUUUGUCGUGGGCUGUACAUAGAAGAGACAAGGAUUUUAAUAUUUUAAGAGACUACCUUGUCAAGGCUUUUCCACAUCUCGUGAUCCCAGCUGCUCCUGAAUUUAAUGCCUAUAAAUCAAUGGAUAAAUCAAUGAUCAAGAAAAGAGAGCAUUUGUUGAAUAGAUUCAUGAAUAAAUUAAUGAUUCAAAAGGAUUUGAGAGCUUGCCCAGCAGUUUUAGACUUUGUGAGCUAUGAAGACUCUAAAGCUUUUACAAAGCAACUGAAGCAAAGCUUAGAAUCCGCUCCCAAGCUUAAAUUUGUCAGUGAGUUUCCGACUUCAACAGGUAUCCACAAAGUGCACAUAACGAAGCAAGUAGAAAUGCUAUGUAAUCAAUUCGAGAAAUACGUUAACAGUCAUGAAUGCUUGUUCAAAAAGUUUCACUUCUUGGGAAGGAAACUCAGUAGUGAUUUAAUGGAAGUUGCUAAAACCUUGGAUGCAUUAUCAUUCUGUUCAAAUAAUAUCUCAACAAUGUACAAGAUCGGGAAUUCGGAUGAUAUGGGCGAUCUAUAUGGAAAUUUGAGUGAUCACUUUAAGAAGUGGAGCAAGGACAUGCACAACGAAGCGAAGAUAAACCUCAAGCAUAUUCCUCAAUACUUUAACUACACUUCCUCGGAAUAUGAAGGCUAUAAGAAUCUUUUCAACAACCGAAACAAAUUUAUAGAGAGGUUUCUUACCAAAAGUAAUGAUCUUCAAGUAAAGAAAGAAAAACUAUUUAAAUCUGGCAAGCCAGAAAAAUGGUAUUUGAGGGAUGAAGACAUGAAGAGAUCAAUGGAUUUGCUCAAUGACAAGACUGAGGCUCUUCGAGUCAUGCUUCCUGACCAGACUCAAGAAGUUAUGAACUAUGAAAUAGCCUAUACUUAUGUUUCCAACCAGUGCUAUAGCGAGAUUAAGAAGUUCAAUAGCCAUGAAAUAAAGGAUCUUUAUAGCCACUUUAAAGAAUACACUGCUAAAAUGAAUGAGGUGUUUGAGCAAGAGCAGAAGAACUUGUCUUACUUUAUUGGAACACUUCAUAGCAAACCUAGUGAUCAUCCUGAAGAAGACCACAAAGUAGACAUCUAGAUAAAAUUCAGCAUAA